Molecule: messenger RNA, 650 nt
Organism: Frieseomelitta varia
Lineage: Eukaryota; Metazoa; Arthropoda; Insecta; Hymenoptera; Apidae
Product: histidine triad nucleotide-binding protein 3-like
Exons: 4
Coding region: 124-549 (141 amino acids)
Molecular function (GO): catalytic activity
Source: RefSeq, a predicted model, not a curated record
AUCAUACUAAAUACACACAUGUACUACAAGUACGUGUAUGUACAGAGUCGGGUCACAAAUUUUUCGUUAAAGUGCCAAAAGAAAAAAUUCGGGUAAUUAUUUAACAAUUAUAUUUUAGUCUACAUGGAGACUCAUCUAAAUAAUUGUAUUUUUUGUGAUAUUAUAAGUAACAAAGCUCCAAGCGAAAAGAUAUAUGAGGACGAUUACGUGACAUGUAUUAAAGAUAUUAAUCCAGCUUCAACUCAUCAUUAUUUAAUAUUGCCAAAUAAACAUAUAAACAAUGCAAAAGAACUAUGCUCAACAGAUGAUGAACUUUAUGAUAGAAUUCUUUCCACAGUAGACAUAAUAGCAGAACAACAAGGUUUAGAUCUUACAGUUACACGUACAGGAUUUCAUUGGCCACCAUUUAAUACAAUAUCUCACUUGCAUUUACAUGUUAUCUCUCCUAUAUGCAAUAUAAACUUUUUUAAAAAAUUUAUUUUUAAACCAAAUUCAUAUUGGUUUGUAAGCACGGAUUAUGUGAAGUCUUAUCUUAAAAAUCGGAAAUAAUUCUGUUAUAUUAGGCUGUCCUAUCAAGCUUAAGGCCAAGAUUAAUAACUGUGAUAUUUUUUUGUAGAAGAUUAUAUAAAUAUAACAUGUUAACUGUUCAU